This is a messenger RNA of Plasmodium gallinaceum, 4626 nucleotides long. Its product is annotated as conserved Plasmodium protein, unknown function. The transcript has a single exon. Gene Ontology annotation, biological process: rRNA processing; tRNA export from nucleus. The record is from RefSeq and is a predicted model, not a curated record. Lineage: Eukaryota; Apicomplexa; Aconoidasida; Haemosporida; Plasmodiidae. The coding region runs from base 1 to 4626 and encodes 1541 amino acids. Gene Ontology annotation, cellular component: UTP-C complex; CURI complex; small-subunit processome.
AUGAAUUACCAACAAAGAGAAGUUCCUUUUGAAUUAAGUAAGGGAAUUAAUACUAAUAAAGUAGAUGAAGACAAACUAAAAAAUAUUAUAAAGGAUAUAGAUAAUUACUAUGAUUCUAAUAAUUCCGAUUUAAAUAGUGUUUUGAAAGAAUUACAGUUUUAUAGAAAAAAUAAAACUAAUUUAAAAUUAUUAUUUCAAAUUAAAAAUAUAACAGUAUGCUUUAUAAAAAAAUUAAAAGAGGAUUUGGAAAAAUAUUUAAAUGAGGAAAAUAGCAAAUUUAAAGAUGAUUAUUCAAAAACUAUUAAAUUAAAAAAUAGUAAAAUAUUAGGAAGUUAUAAAAACAAUAUGUAUUUAAACAAUUACUUAAAUAUUGAUGUAGGUAUAGAAUAUGAUAUUGAUACAAAAUUAGGAAAAAAAAGUAAAUAUAAAAAUUUUCAUAUGUACCAUAAUAUGUAUAUUAAUUUGUUAAAACAUUUUUUUUAUGAAAAAGAUUUUAUUAAGUGUAUAAAAGAAUCAAAUAUAUCAAAUAGUCUUGAUAUUUGUAUAUGUGUAAAUAGGUGGACUAAUAAAAUUAAAUCUGUUUUGAUGUUAAAUAUUUUUAGAAAAAAAACAUUUAUUGGAAGCAUUAAAGUAUUAUUAUAUCCUACAAAAAAAGUUUGUUAUAGCUUUUCUAAUGUUUAUAAAAAAUAUUAUAUGGUUCUAGAAAAUAUAGAGGAUAAAAAUUUUAAUAAUAAUAAUAAUAAUAAUAAUAAUAGUAAUAUAACUGGUACUACUGAAAAAAUUAAAAAAAUUACUAGAAAAGAUGGAAAUGAUAAAAAAAUAGAUGAAAAAGAAAUUGAAAAUAGAAUGAAUAAAAUACGUACAAAUAAAAUUAUUUUAAAAAAUUUUAUAUUAACAGAAUGUCAUAUAAUUGAAUGUGAAGAUAUAAUAAAAAAUGCCAUUAAAAAUUUUAAAGGAUACAGAAAAGCUGUAAAACUUUUAAAAUUAUGGUGUAUAAAUAAAAAGCUAUUACAUGUUUUUAAGUAUCAAAAUAAUAUCAAAUUUAAGAAUUCGGAAAAGUAUAAAUUUUUGAAUUUCUUUUAUCAUGGUGACAUUAAUUCAUUUAUUCUUGGUCUCCUUUGUAGUUAUGCAUGUUUUUCCUUUAAAUUAAGUAAUUGUGAUUUUUUUCAAAUUUUUAAAAAAACUGUAAAUUUUAUAAGUUCUAUAAAUCUUUGUGAAUGUUUUUAUGAGUACCAAAAUGGGAUAUACAAAAAAUCAGAACAGAAAAAUAAUUCGCAACCACAUGCUUUUUUAAUAAAUUCCAUAUAUGAAAUAUUUCAAAAUAAUGUGUGUUCUUUUAUUGAGUUAAUAGAAGAAGCGAAAAAAGCUGAAUAUUAUCUGAAGACAAAUAAUUUCUUUGAAUUAUUUCUUUCAAACAAUAACUGUUUUCCAUUUAAUUAUGAAGAAGAGUUAUUUUUCCCAUUACUCAUAAAUAACAACUUUUAUAAUUAUGAUGAAAAAAUUGGUUAUAUAAAAAAAAAUCUAAUUAAAAGUUUAGACGAUAGAAUAGAAGAAUUAACUUUUAGAUUAGUAUCAUAUGACUUUUAUGAAAAAAAUUCACAAAAUCUAUCAUGUAAUAAUAAUAAAAUAAAAUAUGUUAUAAAGAAUGAAAAUAACUUAAAUAAGAACCAAAAUGGAGAUAUUCUAACUAUUUUUCAAGAUGUUUUUUUUAGAAAAAAUAAAGAUAACGAAAUAACCAAAAAUAUAAUAAAAAAAGGAAAAUUACAAGGAGUUUCUUUUUUUAUAAAAACAAAUAAUACAAUGAGAUGUAUGGAUGUAUCAAAAAAAUUAUAUAAACCAGAAAAAAAAUCCAAUUUUAGAAAAUUUUGGUUAAAUAAGGUAAAAAUAAGAAGAUUUGAAAAUAAUACAAUUUUUGAAGUAUUAAUGUGGAAAAAACCAGCAAAAAUUAUGAAUUUAAAAAAAAAAAAAAAAAGAAAAGAAUCAUGUAAUGAGAAAAAAACCAAAAAAAGUAGUAUAAAUAAAGAACAAGUAAAAAUAAAGACUGAAUCUAAAGAAAUGAUAAAAAAGAAAAAAUUACAAGAAGAUUUAAAAGAAUGUAAAAAUAAAGAAAAUAUAAAUAAAAGAUAUAAAAGCAGUGAAACUAACAAUAAAAAAGAAAGUGAAAAUAUUAAAAAUGAUAUUUUGAAAAAGGAAAAGAAUAGCAACAAUAAUGAUAAAACAAAUUAUACGGAGGAAGAUGAUGAAAUUAGCAAAAUUAAAUGCAACAAAAAUAAAAGUAUUGAAGAUACAGGUAAUUUUGUAUUUGAUGCAUUAUUUAGUGAAUUACAAAGUAAUAAAACUAAUUCCGUUCAUGUGCAAAUUAUUAAAUAUAUAUUAAAAACAAUGAAAUUUAAGGAAUGUUAUGAUUUAAAAAAUACAUUAUAUGAAAAAGUAAAAUACUUAAAAACAAAUGAUCACUUUUUUCAUUGUGGAAAAAAAGUUAAAAAUAAAUCUUUUUUUGUGUAUUUUACUAACCCAUUAUUAAUAAAAGAUUUAUAUUUUACCUAUUACGAAAUAAUUUUUGAAUACUAUAAUGAAAUAAAAAGUAUCAUUUAUAAUAUAAAUGAAAAAUUAUUCACAAUUUCCAAUAUUAAUAGUUCAAACAAUUUAUUAAAAAUGUCAGAUAUAGGUUAUAAAAAAAAUAAUACAAAAAUAAUAGAUGUUGUUAUAGAUUUAAAAUUUAACAGUAAUAUUUACAAGAACGCACAAAACUUUUUCAAAAACUAUGAAAUGGCUAAAAUUAUAAUAAAAAAUAAACUUACAAAUAAUGGAGGUUCUUUUAAUAAAGUAGAACAAAAAAAUUUUUUUAUAGAUGUUCAUUAUAAAUUAAUAAUUUUUAGAUUACAUAUAUUUGUUAGUAAAAUAAUAGAAAAAAAUUUAAUUCAAAUUACUAAUCUUGAUGAUGUGAAGAUUGAUUAUGUUGAAAAUAUUGAAAAAAUAAGAAAUUAUAUAUAUAAGCCACUUAUAUCAUCCUUUAUUUAUUUUUAUGGAACAAAAUUUUCUUCUUUUCACACCUCUUUAAAAAUAUGUAAACUAUGGUUUGUAUCAAAAGGAAUUUAUUGUGUAGAUGAAUUAGUAGAAAAUAUUUUAUUUUAUUUAUACACAGAAGAAUUUAAGAAACAUAAUAGUAUGAAUCGAUUUUUUGAAGAUAGCAAUUUAUCUAUUUAUAAUAAAAGUUUAAAAAAUUUUUUACUUCAACAUAAAAUACUGUACAUGAUAGGAAAUUUUGAAGAUAAUAAUUAUUUUAACACUAUGAUAAAGCAAAAACAUAGUAAUAAUAACCAUGGAUUAUUAACAAAAAAAAAUAAAAAUAAUCAGAAACAAAAUACUCUUGAUAAAAAUGAUAGUGAAGAUUUGGAGGAAGAAGAAACAGAUAGCGAUUUUUUAGGGAAUAGAGAAAAUGAGCAAAAUAACCAAACAGUUAAUAAUAGAGAUAAUUCAAAAAAUAACUCAAAAAAUAAAAAAGUUUCAUCCAUUCUCAAUUUAAAAAAAGAUGAAAAAGAAGAUGAUGCAUUUUUAGAUAACUUCUCCUUUUCUUCAAAAACUAUUUUAAUUAAAUUUUUAAAUUUUCUUAUAAAUUACGAUUGGAUAAAUAAACCAUUAAUAAUUGACUAUGAUGGUUGUUUGAGUGAAGAACACAAAAUAAAAUUAAUUAAUUCAUUCGUAGUUAGAAAAAAAAAUGGUGAAGAAAAAAAAAAAUUUUGGAUAUGCUCUAUAUAUGAUCCUCAUUGUGUAUUAAUUUCAUUACCACAUAAUCUAUUUGAUGUAAUAAUAAAUUCUGCAAAGAAUACUUUAAAAAUAAUAGAAGAUCUUCAUAAUAAUUUUGAUAAAACAAAGUGGUUUUCUUUAUUUCUUAUAGAAAAAAGAAAAUAUGAUAUUAUUUUACACUUUAAUCAAGCAGAUAAAGCAUUAAAACUUUUCAAAAAAAAAAUGAUGACUACGGAAAGUAAAAACAAAAAAAAAGGAGAAAAUUCCCAUAGAAAUAAUGAAACCGAUGGAAGUAAUAACAAAAAAGAGGAAGAAAAUUUUGAGGAAAACUAUAUAAAUAAUGAAAAAAAUAUGGAAAUAGACGAAAAUAACAAUAUUGAUGAUAGUGAGAAUAACAUUUAUAAGAUGGAAGAAAUUUAUGAUUUAGAUUAUUUAGAGAAAAUAAAAAAAACAAAUACAAAACCAUCAGAUAUGUUACAUAAUUUGAAAAAGUGUGAAUUACUACAUAUAUAUAAAAAUCAUUUCGACAGUUUUAUUAAAAAUUUAGAACAAAAUUUUUCUUCUCAUAUAACUAUUUUAUAUAAUUCCUUAUGUUUUGAUGAAGUUUUAAAUACUCAUAACUUUAAAAAAAAAAUAAAACGUAAAUUAAAUAAAUUGCCAAAUAAACAUUCUGAUAUACUUAAAUCUUGGAUGCCUUAUGUUUUUAUUACAUUUAAUCCUCUCUAUAUUAAUAAUGUAGAAAUAAUGUCAAAUCAAAAUAAUCUACAAAACAACUCAUUUAACUCAUCCAUAGCUUUGAACAAUUUUAAUUUGUUAAUAUAUUAUAUAAAAAAUAAUGCAACAGAUAUACUAAAAGAUGUUAAAUUUCCUACCAUAUAA